AUGAAGGAGAGCUGCUUGAACAGUGGGAGACGCAACGCCAUUGUUCUCUCAUGGAUAAUGAAUAAUGUGGCACCAGAACUUCUAGGUGGAGUUGUAUAUGCGUCUGAUGCAUAUCAGUUGCACCGUGAAAUUGCUACAUUAUCUCAAGGAACAAAUUCUGUUUCAGUGUAUUUUUCAAAGUUGAAAGAAUUGUGGCAUGAGUAUGAUGUUUUGGUUCCAUUUCCUAAUUGCUGUGAAAAAUCGAAAGAACAUGCAGAAAAUUUACAUCAACAAAGAGUUAUGGAAUUUCUAUCUGGUUUGAAUGAAUCAUAUAACCAAGCUAGGAGACAAAUUUUAAUGAAAACAAAUUCACGUACUCUAAACCAAGCAUAUGUUAUGAUUAUUCAAGAUGAGAGUCAACAGAAAAUAAGUGCGAAUGUUGUAACUUUUGAUAAGAUAGAGCCUUUAGCUAUGCAAGCAGGACGAGGAAGAGGUAGGAGACAAUACCUACAAUGUGAUUUAUGUCAUCUUAAGGGGCAUACUAAAGAAAAGUGUUAUAAGAUUGUUGGUUACCCUGCUGAUUAUGCUCCUAGAAGGAGAUAUGGUGAAGGAACAAGGUCUCAAAGUGAAUGGCAACAGAAUCCAAGCAAUGGUAAAUCUGGAUGGACCAAUUCUAAUGCUGGUAGGCAAGGUGGAAAUGAUGGUAAUGCUGGUAGACCAGGUGGCUGGAGAAGAGAACCUAUGGCUAAUGUUAACAAUGCAGAUGUGAGUUCAUUUUGUAUGCAGGAUGUGAGUGAUGGUCCUUCUGGAGUUGCUGAGCACAAGGGAUAUCACUACUUCACAAAUGAUCAGUCCAGGAACAAGUGCAUGAAUAGGUCCAGGAACAAGUCAGGAGCAGAGCUAUUAUCAGAUGUUAAAAGCACAAAGAAAACUGAUAAAGAUAGAGUACAUCUUCCAACCGUAGAGCAAGCUGAUAUUACUCAUAUUGGUAGUGCAAUUCUAUUAGACAAGAGAGAGAUCAAAGAUGUGCUUUUUGUUCGUAACUUCAAGUUUAACUUGCUCUCAGUAGCAAAGUUGACAAAGGAACUAAAAUGUAAUGCCAAUUUCUUUCCUGAUUUCUGUAUGUUUCAGGAUCUUUGGAAUGGCAAGGUGAAGGGGAUUGGUAAAGAAAGAGGAGGCUUGUAUGUACUCAGAGGUUUAGCCAACAGAACAAAUGCACUCAAUGCUGUGAGCAGGACAAGCAGGGAUUCAAAUGAAGUUUGGCAUAACAGGCUAGGCCAUCCAUCUACAUUAGUAAUGAGACAUGUAGUAGGCUUAAACAAUAAGAAUAAUGCGAUGUCACAUGAAAAUGGCUUGAUAUGUCCACUAGCAAAGCAGACUAGGUUGAAGUUUCCAUUAAGCAAGUCUAGAUCAGCAGUAGCAUUUCAUCUUUUAAAAUCUGAAGCAAUAGUGGCAAUAAGACAAUUCAUUGCCAUGGUUCAAAAUCAGUUUGGUAUUGUGAUCAAGGUAAUAAGAUCGGAUAAUGGAUCUGAAUUUUUCAAUGCACAAUGUUCUGAGCUGUUAACAGGUCUUGGCAUAAUUCAUCAAAGUAGUUGCCCUUACACUCCACGGCAGAAUGGCAUAGUGAAGAGAAGGCACAGAUACAUACUUGACACUGCAAGGGCUUUGAAGUUUCAAGGCUCAAUUCCAACCAGAUAUUGGGGAAUGUGUGUUAAAAUAGCAGUAUACUUGAUCAACAUGUUGCCAUCAAGUGUUCUUGGGGGCAAAACUCCAUAUGAGCUAUUGUACCACAAGAAUGCUAAUAUUGCACAUCUAAGGACUAUAGGUUGUUUGUGCUAUGCAACAAAUCUAGUCAAGACAGAUAAAUUUGCAGAAAGAGCCAAGGCAGCCAUUCUCAUGGGAUACUCUGAGACACAGAAGGGUUAUAUACUACUUGAUUUAGACACAAAGCAAUUCUUUACAAGUAGGGAUGUCAUAUUCAAGGAAUCAGAAUUUCCUUUCUCUAAGAAGGAUGAGAACAUAUCACAUGAUUCACAGGAGCACAUGGAUCAGGGAGCACUACAAAUCUCACCUUUGCACAUACAGUCAGGAGUCAACACACACAAUAUCACAAUAGCAGGAGAGAUGAGCCUACAAGACAAUGGAAGAAGUGAAUUGCAUGGGAAUCUACCAAUUCUACAGGAGACAGGCAGGGACGAUAUGCAUGAAGUUUCUCAAAAUAUACACAGUAUGGAUGUUGCUCAUGCAGACACACAUAGUGUUGAACAUCAUGAAGGUGCAGAGACUUUAGUCAACAGACAAGAAGAUGUUGAUGAAGGGAUUUCCAGACCAAAUAGAAGGUAUGCAAAGCAGGUUAAGGAGCCAAUAUGGAUGAAAUAUUAUGUCACAACAAAGAAGACAACCAACUGCAGUUAUCCUAUCUCCAACUACCUGACUUAUGAUCAUACUAGUACAAGCUACAAAUGCUACUUGGCUAAGCUCUCUCAACUGACAGAACCACAGACAUUUAAGGAGGCAGUGAAGGACAUCAGGUGGAUAGAGCUAUGA
Nicotiana attenuata is the source of this 2526-nucleotide messenger RNA. RefSeq lists its product as uncharacterized. The coding region runs from base 1 to 2526 and encodes 841 amino acids. The record is from RefSeq and is a predicted model, not a curated record. NCBI's taxonomy places the organism in Eukaryota, Viridiplantae, Streptophyta, Magnoliopsida, Solanales, Solanaceae. Gene Ontology annotation, biological process: DNA integration. Gene Ontology annotation, molecular function: nucleic acid binding. The transcript is spliced from 5 exons.